Messenger RNA from Cooperia oncophora, 642 nucleotides. NCBI's taxonomy places the organism in Eukaryota, Metazoa, Nematoda, Chromadorea, Rhabditida, Trichostrongylidae. The record is from the annotation of a GenBank genome assembly.
AUGCGAUUUCGAUAUCUUGUCCCGAACCUUCCGGACGUUGUUAUGCGACGAAUUUUCGACUUCUUGUCUUAUCAGCAGCUGUGUAAAGCCGAGUGUGUAUGUAGACGAUGGCAAAGCAUCGUUCUCACGAUUAUGCGUCGCAAUGUGCACGAGAUAACCAUCGACCGAUUCGGUUCAUCAAAACCGUCAGUGCACCAGGUGAUGCCGUUUCAUCGGUUGUCAGUCAGCUGCGCACCGGACGCUUUCGAUUUUCUUGCUGGAGUCAUAAGAAGAUCACGCCUGUCACUCAUAAGAAUGACCGCUGAUAUCGAAUUCCUCACUGAGCUCAAAUAUGUUUAUGUGAACAAGGAUGAAAGAAGAAGGUACUUCUCGAAUGUCGACGAGCUAUGGCUGUUAAUUGUCGGCUGCAGUGAUAAAAUUACUGAAGGUUUCCUCGAAAUAGAAGAGAAGUUAUUUAGCGAGAUCAAUUUUCUCACUCUUCAAGUGCACCUUACCACUGAAUGCUACCGGAACGUCGCUGCAGUGAUAAAUGCGUUCACGACGCGCCAUCCCAAGGUGACAUUACGCCUCGAACUUCACGCCGAGAAGAGUUCCAUGAUUUUCGCUCUUCUGCUGGAGUUGCCUGCCAAUCACUCUACGUAG